This is a messenger RNA of Echinococcus granulosus, 642 nucleotides long. RefSeq lists its product as hypothetical. The record is from RefSeq and is a predicted model, not a curated record. The transcript has 4 exons. The coding region runs from base 1 to 642 and encodes 213 amino acids. Lineage: Eukaryota; Metazoa; Platyhelminthes; Cestoda; Cyclophyllidea; Taeniidae.
AUGUGUGUCAUACAAUCACAUACGGAAAAAUGUAUACUUACACAUUUAAAUAAAAGUUGUGUAUUCAUUGUUUUCUUCAAUGGCUUUGGCUCAAAAGCAGCAUCAGCAAAUAAUUUUUAUUUGCUCUUAAGGGAAGAAGAUAGUUCCUGUUCACUACAAGUUGCUGUAACAGAUGGGCGUGGUUCUACAUUUGAUUUAAAAACCUUCCAUGCAACCAUUAAUGCUUCACCUGUUUUCGAAUUUUCGAGCUCAGUGACUAAAUACACUACAUUUUACUACAAAUCACUUUCCUCCGUUACUUGUGAAAUAGCUGCAGAAAAAAACAGCAUUUACAAUCCAACAAAAUGUCCAUUUUUCUCACUUCAAAGCGCAACGGGAGCAACUUUACUAGUUUGUUGUUUCUAUGGUUAUUUAAUCAGUUUUCAAAGCUGUUGGAGCAUUCAGUUUUGCACUUCUAACAAUUUAAUAAGUGAAAUGUUUACAAGCUCUUAUUCUUUGUCAUUGUCAAUAAUUCCUUUUUCUUCCAUUGAAAAUUUCUACCAGUUCUCGGAAACAUGUCUGCCUUCAAUUUCUUUAGUUAUGCGUUGUUUAAUUUGGCUAAUCAAAAAACUCACCUUUUAUACUACAUUUGGCCUCCCAUGA